This is a messenger RNA of Halteromyces radiatus, 2940 nucleotides long. RefSeq names its product Vps54-like protein-domain-containing protein. The record is from RefSeq and is a predicted model, not a curated record. Gene Ontology annotation, molecular function: syntaxin binding. Bases 1 to 2940 code for a protein of 979 amino acids. Gene Ontology annotation, biological process: retrograde transport, endosome to Golgi; Golgi to vacuole transport. The transcript is spliced from 7 exons. Lineage: Eukaryota; Fungi; Mucoromycota; Mucoromycetes; Mucorales; Cunninghamellaceae. Gene Ontology annotation, cellular component: GARP complex.
AUGCAUAGAGAGCGAUCUUAUCAGCGCGAUGACACUUUACCUUUAGCGUCCUAUUCUACUCCUUCAAGUCGCCCACCUUCUAUUCGGUCUACUUCAUCUUAUGGUCGCCACUUCACCAACAAUCGGUUUAUACAUAGUUCUGGUAGUGGACAUCAUUCUCGUCGACAUUCCAAUUAUUCCAACUUUAGUACAAUGAGUGAGACAUCAUUACCUUGGACAACAAAAGAUAUUGGUUUCAACGCCAUCUCUGGUGUUUUGAACGACCCUGCCAAACGAGGUCAAGGAACAGUGAAACCAAGCAAGACUGAUAUUGCACCUGUACCUCAAGCAUCUAUUCCUCGGAUUCGUCCUACUGAUUUCGACGAUUAUAUUACCCACAUUACGCCUGUGUUUGAACGAUACCAAUACAAUAAACUCACCAAUCAUGAUGAUGACAAUAAUAAUAAUACUUCAUCUACUUAUGGAUUACAGCCUGAUACCACUCCUCAUAUUGGCGGUUUGGAAGAUAUUAAUGUACCAGCACAUCAACGUCAAAGCAGUCGGAAUCCUUACAGUUUACCUCCUCAACAUAUACUUUCAUCCGAUUCUCUCGUCAGCAUGGAUUCUUCUUCGUCACCACAACAACGCGAUCUGCCCAUGCUUGAAAAUGUGCCGUCCAUCUAUUUUGAACAAGACUUUCACCUGGAAAACCCACGGACAUUUGACACGGUAUGUGAAGGUGCAGAUAUCAUUGGCCAUAACAGCAACAAUCCUCCCGUCUCCACCAAUAGCAUCUUACAAGAAAAGUUAUCUUACUAUCUAGAUACCGUGGAAGUCCACUUACUCCAAGAAAUCGAAAAUCGCUCAUCCUCCUUUUUUGAAGCGUUAUCCAAUCUACAAGCUCUUCAUCAACAAACACUUGACUGUAUCACUCAAAUACAUACCAUUCGAAGCAAGAUGAAACAACUGGAAAAAACGGAAUGCAAGGACGGACUUGAUGUGAUUCGACUUCAGGUGAAAAAACGCAACCUUGAACGACUAUAUUGCACGAUUGUAACCAUCAAAGAGAUUGUCUCAGUACAACCAACCAUUCAAAUUUUACUGGGUCAUGGUGAUUAUUUUGGAGCUUUGGAUUUGAUUCACGCAACACGAUCGACGUUACACCAACAAGAUACAGUGGAUUGGCAUUCUAUUCAUGCCUUGGUGAAUUUAUCGACACAAUUGGAUGAAAUGGAGAAAGCCGUGUCAGCCAUGAUGCAACAUGAUUUCUUGUCCAUGCUAUUGACUGAUUUGACUCAAUUUAUGAAUGAUUUAGAUGUGGCAUUGGUCAAAGGAUCCUUUUUAUCACUAUCUAUCACUGAUGAUGAUGAUGAUGAUAAUGACACUACCUCUGAACGUCUUCAAUUGGAUGAUGAUUUACCUGUUGGAUUCAAGGAUCGAUUGACUUCAAGUAUGAUGGGUUUGAUUUCAACCAAUGCAUUGACCACUUGUCUUCAAGAUUAUAAGGAUCAACUUUGUGUUGAACUCACAAGUACUAUUCGUAAGCAUUAUCCAUUGGUGGUAUCUCAAGAUGAUGGUGAUUCUCAAGGUAGUGGAACGGGACUUGCCAAACGAUUGAAAUCCAUGCCAUUUGAUCAAUUUUUUCAAAUGUUACUGGCUAUUUUUGGUACAUUAUUACAAGUGAUUCAACGAGCAGCUGUGUAUGAUCAAUUGAUGAUGCAGAUGAUCGAUACGUGUUUGGAACGCCUCAAUGAUCAACUCAAGGAACAAUGUGAAUUGGCCAAAAAACAAUCCAAUGAAGUGGUAUAUACAGUGUCGGAUCUUGCCCAUGUACGAUGUGGUAAACUUAUUGGUUUUCGUGGUGAUCAAAAUGCUUUAUUGAAUCCUACGGAUUUUUAUCGUCUUUCCAAUGUUCUCAAGACUUUUAUUCGUCAAUCUGAAAUGUAUUGUGGACGUCCAUGUUUUGGAUUACGUGGCACUGUGCUUUCUCAGCAAAAAGCAUUUGUGGAUCAUUUUCAUAUGGAACGUGUCAAACAAGAAGCUCAAUUGAUUGAAAAUGAUCAAUGGAUGGCAACUGAAGUACCUUUGGACUUCCAACGGAUUGUGGAUCGUAUCUGCGAUAGCAAUAGAGAAACUACAUCUCAUCAAGAACCGGAAAAAGCAACAAAACUAUUGAUGAUUCAUGGACAGUCUUAUUAUGUGGUUGGAUGUACAUUGUUGAUCAUCAAGUUAUUUGAAGAUUAUUUACAGUGUGUUUUGAACUUGAAAGAUAUGGCAACGGAUAUCAUGCAAAAAUUAUUGGAAUUACUCAAACUUUUCAAUUCUCGAGUAUGUCAAGUUAUUCUAGGUGCUGGGGCAAUGCGAUCUGCAGGAUUGAAAAAUAUAUCUGCUAAACAUUUGGCACUUGCAUCACAAUCAGUAGGUGUGAUGAUGGCUUUGACUCCAUCAUUAAAGGAUUGUAUGGCUUGUUACGUACCAGCAAAACAUGACAUUUUAUUAUCAGAAUUUGAUCGUGCCGUGAAUGAUUUCAAGGAUCAUCAAAAGGAAAUCCAUGUCAAACUAGUGGCGAUUAUGAAUGAACGAUUCUCAGUGCAUAUCAAGGCGAUGCAGGUCAUCCAAUGGGACACUGAUGAGAUUUCUGGCAAACAGGCCAAUGUCUACAUGGAGACUUUGGUCAAGGAAACAAUGACUCUACAUAAAGUGUUAAGCAAAUAUUUACCAUCGACCGAUUUACAGUUUAUUAUGGAUCAAGUAUUUGAAUCAUUCACUACACAAUUGUCUCAAGUCAUUCGACAAACUCCUAUUCAUACUGAAGAAGGAAAAGCCCGUAUCCACAAAGAUGCUUCUUACUUCACUCGUCGAUUAUCCUCUCUUCAAGGCGUCGAUGGUCCUUCUCAUCAAGUUUUAGAUGCUGUAGAAUCCAUUUCUAUCUCUCAUGAAGAAAAAACAGAUACUACUUAG